Molecule: messenger RNA, 3874 nt
Organism: Rubroshorea leprosula
Lineage: Eukaryota; Viridiplantae; Streptophyta; Magnoliopsida; Malvales; Dipterocarpaceae
Source: the annotation of a GenBank genome assembly
GGUAUUAACUCUUCUACGUCUCUCUCUGCAAUUAUUCUUUGAGAGCAUCUUUCUCUAAAAUAUUGAGUAUUGCUGACUUGAGCGUCGGAGUGUUUUCCCCGAUGAAACACUCUCGGGAUUUUCAGGUUGGGAAGCAGCUGAAGACUUCAACAGUGUUGAAUUGCGAAGCUGCCCAAACAUUUGGCGCCAUCUGUGGGAAACUGAACGAGAAGUUGCCAAUGCCAAGGAACCUUUUCGUUGGAGGAGCAGAACAGGAUCAACUGAGUGAAACAGAUGAUGAUGAAAGAACACCAACUGAGUAUGCAACUCAGCCGAAACAGUUCCAAAUUCCAACAGGAACAAGGCAAAGACAUCCCAGACCAUACAAUUCACAACAUGAACGACCUGAAAGGUCAGCAGAGCCUGCUCGGAUCACCGAGCUUGAAGAGAGAACUAGAGUUCUCGAAAUGGCAAUGGAUAAAAUCCUUACCCGCCUUAUUCCUGAUGACCCCCUGAUUCCUUUGCUGAAUAGGGAUUCGCAGCCAAUUGUAGUGGUUGCAACUCGUAACUCCUCGGCCCUGAGUAAUGUGGUGGUCCCAACCAAACCAAGGGGAAGUGGGAGGUUAAACCCCGAACCCAGCUCAUCCAAGCGUAAUGAAGAACUGCUAAAGAAAAACGCUGACCUCGAAAGACAGCUCAAAGAUGUACAGAAAUCCAUUGACGAGCUGAAAAGUCCUAGGGACUACAUGCAACGGUUCAACAAGGCAACUUUAGACAUUGAUAACGUCCCCGAUACCAUCUGCUUGUCUGCCUUGCUGCAUGGCUUGAAGCGUGGUCGGUUUCUAAACAAUCUGUUGGAGAAUCCACCCAAGUCAUGGAAUGAAAUACAACACUGGGUCAAGAGACCCACUCCUCAAACACAUGAUUCUUCACGAGCUGACAAAAUCAAGUAUUGUGACUACCACCAUGGAUAUGGCCAUAACACGGAAGACUGUCAAAGCCUGAAGGACGAGCUUGAAUUCUUGGCUCGCAAUGGAAAAUUGGAAGGGCGAGUCAAUAUUCGUCCGAGCCGAACAGAGCAUACAAGGGAUGCCUAUUCAAUGGGGGGCCAAAGCACCCGGGGCCGUAAGGCAUAUGCCCGACAGGUGAUGACUGUUAACAAGAACAGGCCCUUGAAGAGGCCAUUCAAGGAGACGGAGUGGGAGAAUGCGCCCAUCACAUUCAGCUCGACAGAUUAUAAGCGAGCAGACGGAGAGCCCGACAUCAUGAUGCCUCAUGCAAAUCCUUUUGUGGCAACGGUCCAUAUAGGCAAUCAUAACGUCAACAAGGGGGUAGGAGUGCUUAAGGGGAACCAGAAGAUGGCUAGAGCCUGUUACCAAGAUACUUUCAAGAAGGUUGAGCUUGUUGCGGCCCCAGCAGGUUCUGAAAAUCACAGGCCAACCCAGCUCGAUCAGGAGACAAUGAGUAUAUCAGAUAUUGAACACCGACCGAAAGGCGUCGAGCAGAAGGCCGAACCGGUGGAACUAGUGGAAACGGUCCAUUUAAACCCUGACGUGCUAGAAAGAAUAGUUAAGAUCGGCACCAAGCUCACAGAAGAAGAGCGAGCAGAGCUUCUGGAGUUUUUGAGAGUUAAUCAAGAUGUGUUUGCGUGGACUAUAGAUGAAAUGCUUGGCAUCCCAGCAGAGUUGACCGUCCAUAAGCUCAACACGAACCCCACCAAAAGGCCGGUGGUUCAGAAGCGUUACCUUUUUGGCCCUGAGAAGCAAGCCGCUAUAGAUGAAGAGAUACAAAAGCUACUACAGGCAGGCUUUAUCAGGAGAGUGGAAUACUCUGAGUGGGUGUCCAACCCUGUGCUUGUCAAAAAACCAAACAGCAAGUGGAAGAUGUGUAUUGACUUCACCAACUUAAAUGAGACGUGUCCAAAAUACCCUCAUCCCUUGCCAAAUGUGGAGAAGCUAGUAGAACGGGUAGCUGGGCAUGAGCGGAUGAGCUUCUUGACGCUAGCUCAAGAUCAGAAGCUGGUGCAAAUCAUAUUUAAGCUCCAGAUCGGCAGGAACAUAGAGGUAUAUGUGGAUGACAUGAUAGUCACCAAUGUGCGAGUUGAGGAUUAUAUAGACGACCUGAGUGAGACCUUUCAGAACUUGUGCCGAGCCCAAAUGAAGCUGAAUCCCUUGAAAUGCACGUUCAUUGUAGAAUCAGGAAAAUUCCUAGGGUACGUGGUAUCUAAGAAAGGAAUUGAGGUAAAUCCAGAGAAGGUUCAAGCCAUUCAGCAGAUGGAGCCUCCCAAGACCGUAAAAGAUGUGCAGCGUCUAACGGGUCGUGUUGCUGCGCUGCAUAGGUUCAUAGCCAGGUCAAAAGAAAGAUGCCUCUCGUUCUUUAAAGCCUUGAGAGAGCCCAAGAACUUUCAGUGGACAGAUGAAUGGGAGAGUUUAUACCUGUAUUUGGGGGUCACGGAGGAGGCAGUAAGUUCGAUUCUACUAAGGGAAGAGAAUAAGAAUCAGAAGCCUAUCUGCUAUGCUAUGGUAGACUUUCUGGUGGAGUGCAUCUUGGCGACUGUGGAAGAAAAGGCACCCGAGCACCCAGUCUGGGUCUUGUAUGUUGACAGAGCUGCUAACAUUAAAGGAUCGGGUGCUAGGGCAGUGUUAGUGGGCCCAAAUGGCUUUAUAUCCGAGCAUGCAUUGAGGUUUAAGUUUCAGACAACCAAUAAUGCUGCGGAAUAUGAAGUAUUUAUUUAUGGUUUGAAGCUGGCGUCCGAACUGAAAGUACAGAGCAUUCAAGUUUUUAGCGACUCUCAGCUCAUGGUAGGCCAGAUCGACAAGAUACCUAGAGCAGAUAACCAACAAGCUGACAAGCUAUCAAAAUUAGCCUCCUCACAAGACAUCAACCCUCAGAGAUCAACACUUGUAGAGGUACUUGACGCCCCGAGCUACAUCGAUUUCACAAUCGAGUGUCAGCUGCUCAGCACAGAUCCCUCUUCACCGAGCUGGACUACCCCGCUCAUAGAAUAUCUGCACAGUGGCAAGCUACCUGAAGAUCCGUUCGCUGCAAAGUUGAUUAAACGCAAGGCGGCACAUUUCACUUUGUUAGAUAAUCAACUCUACAAACGAGCAGCCUCAAUGCCCCUAUUACGUUGCCUUACUCCUUAUGAAGCUGAAUAUGCUGUGAGGGAAGUUCAUGAAGGAGUAUGUGGCACACACAUAGGAGGUAGAACUUUAGCUCGGAAACUCCUGAGGCAUGGUUACUACUGGCCUACUAUGGUUGAGGACGCACAGAACUAUGUCAAAAAGUGCCCGACCUGCCAGUUCAAUGCUGAUGAUAUUCACAUGCCAGGUAUCUUCGUUGAAACAAGAGAAAUGCUCUCAUCACUCUCAUCUCCCUGGCCUUUUGCUCAAUGGGGAGUUGACUUACUCGGCCCUUUUGUGAAAGGCAAAGGAGGUUGCACUUACCUUGUUGUCGCGUUUCAAGCCGCAACAUUGAAGUCAUUCUGCAAUGACUAUGGCAUUGAGCUCGCCUUGACCUCUAUAUAUACCCCACAAUCAAAUGGACAAGCCGAGUCCGCCAAUAAAAUCGUCUUGCGAGGCCUCAAGACGCGUGUAUUAGCCGCACAUUCUAAUUGGGUUGACGAGCUGAGUAAAGUGCUCUGGUCAUGUCGCACUACACCUAGCUCAGCUACAAGUGAAACCUCAUUUAGCCUCACCUAUGGAGCUGAGGCCGUUAUCCCUAUAGAAGUGGGGUUACCAUCCGACAGAUUAGAUCGCCACGACGAUCUUAAUAAUGAGCAACUUUUAAGAGAGAACCUAGACCUUGUAGAAGAGGUUAGGGAGAUGUCUUGAAUAAAGAACAUGGCACAUCAGGGUCGUGUUGUAAAAUUUUAUAAUAAGAGAGUUCGAGCUCG